Molecule: messenger RNA, 1315 nt
Organism: Condylura cristata (star-nosed mole)
Lineage: Eukaryota; Metazoa; Chordata; Mammalia; Eulipotyphla; Talpidae
Gene: BAG1
Product: BCL2-associated athanogene
Exons: 8
Coding region: 1-1152 (383 amino acids)
Biological process (GO): protein stabilization
Cellular component (GO): cytosol; nucleus; cytoplasm
Molecular function (GO): protein-folding chaperone binding; adenyl-nucleotide exchange factor activity
Source: RefSeq, a predicted model, not a curated record
AUGCCUGCUGGCAGCGAUAAGGCGGAGCCGGAGCGGGGCCUGCCCCGAGGGGCGGGGUUGGUAGCCGACACUGGGCGGGAGCGUAACCCCGCGGGUUGCAAGACACUAAACUCAGCUCACACCGCACGGCAAUCGACAAGCGCGGGUCUGGCGGAGCGCAGUGGCGCGCAGAGACCGCGAGGCGACCGGGAGCGGCUGGGCCCCCGGCGGCGCGCCCCGCGGCCCAGCCGGGAACCGCGCCAGUCGGAGCCCCAGGCCCAGUGCGGCCCGCCUCCCUCUCAGCGACCCUCCGUCAAGAGUGCAGCCAGCGGACAUGUCCGAUCCACCCGGGGCACCCCCGCCGGCGCUCGCCGACCGCGGGUGAAGAAGAAAGUCCGGCCUCGCUCUGCCCGAAGCGAAGAGGUGACCCGGAGCGAAGAGGUGACAGGGAACGAAGAGGUGACUCGAAGCGAAGCCGUUACUCAGAGCGAAGCGCAGGUCCAGAGCGAAGAAGUGACUCAGAGCGAGGAAGUGGCCUGGAGCGAGGAAAUGGCGACAGCCGGGCUCAGCGUGACUGUCACCCACCGCAAUGAGAAGCAUGACCUUCAUGUUACCCCACAAGAGGGCUGUAGUGAACCACUUGUCCAAGACCUGGCCCGAGUUGUUGAAGAGGCCACAGGAGUCCCGCUGUCUUUUCAGAAACUCAUAUUUAAGGGAAAAUCUCUGAAGGAAAUGAAACAGCCAUUAUCAGCAAUUGGAAUACAAAAUGGCUGCCGGGUCAUGUUAAUUGGGAAAAAGAAUAGUCCAGAGGAAGAGGUUGAACUGAAGAAGUUGAAAGAUUUGGAGAAGUCUGUGGAAAAGAUAGGUAACCAACUAGAAGAAUUAAUUAAAGAACUUGCUGGAAUUCAGCAGGGUUUUCUGGCCAAAGAUUUGCAAGCUGAAGCUCUUAGCAAACUCAACAGGAGAGUAAAAGCCACAAUUGAGCAAUUUAUGAAGAUCUUGGAGGAGAUUGACACACUGAUUCUGCCAGAAAAUUUCAAAGAUAGUAGACUGAAAAGAAAGGGUUUGGUGAAAAAGAUUCAGGCAUUUCUAGCUGAGUGUGACACAGUGGAGCACAACAUCUGCCAGGAGACAGAGCGACUGCAGUCUACAAACUUGGCACUAGCCGAGUGAGGUGAGGCGGGAGAGGCUCUGAAGAACAGCACUACCGGCUCUUCCCUCACUGGAACAGAAGUCACCUGAUUUCUCCAGGGUUGUGGGGGUCAAUUGGGUGAUUGCCAGUUUUCUUACUGCCACACUUAUUCUCAAUGAACAAGUAUUGUCUUUGCAACCUUAA